Messenger RNA from Castor canadensis (American beaver), 2490 nucleotides. The record is from RefSeq and is a predicted model, not a curated record. Lineage: Eukaryota; Metazoa; Chordata; Mammalia; Rodentia; Castoridae.
AUGUAUAAUGGAAUACCAGAAGAACAAAGAAUAGAAGGAGAGAGAUUAGGGUCAGAGUACAGAGGACUGGUUCUGUUAUGCGUUCUCCUGGGGGCCCUAUGGGACAUCCGGGCGGAACAGAUCCGCUACUCGGUGCCAGAGGAGUUGGAAAAAGGCUCCUUCGUGGGGAACAUCUCCAAGGACCUGGGGUUGGAGCCCCGGGAGCUGGCGGAGCGCGGAGUCCGCAUCGUCUCCAGAGGUAGGACGCAGCUUUUCUCUCUCAACCCGCGAGGCGGCAGCUUGGUCACCGCGGGCAGGAUCGACCGGGAGGAGCUCUGCGCUCAGAGUCCGCGGUGUCUGCUAAAAUUUAACAUUCUAGUUGAGGACAAAUUGAAAAUUUUUGAAGUAGAAAUAGACAUUAGAGAUAUUAAUGAUAAUGCACCUAGUUUUCCAACAGAAAAAUUGGAAAUAAAAAUUGGUGAGCUAACAGUUCCUGGGACCCGAUUUCCACUUAAAACUGCCUUUGACCCAGAUGUAGGCAUGAACUCCUUGCAAAACUACAAGCUCAGCUCCAGUGACUACUUCUCAUUGGCUGUGACCAGCGUCCCUGAUGGCAAGUACCCAGAGCUGGUACUGGAACAGGCCCUGAACCGUGACCUCAUUGCCUCUGAUGGUGAUGACCCUGUCAACUCUGGCAACUUGUGCCUCCAAGUGAUAGUGUUGGAUGCAAAUGACAACCCACCCGUCUUUACUCGUCCUGAGUACCAUGUCAGUGUUCUGGAGAAUGUGCCAGUGGGCACUCGGCUGAUCACAGUAAAUGCCACUGAUCCGGAUGAGGGAUUCAAUGCUCAGGUGUCCUAUAUUCUAGAUAAAAUGCCUGGAAAAAUCGCUCAGAUUUUCCAUCUCAAUUCAGUGACUGGGGACAUAUCAAUCUUAAAAAGUCUAGAUUAUGGAGAUGCUACCUUCUAUGAAAUUAAAAUUGAAGCACAAGAUGGGCCAGGUCUUUUUUCAAGAGCCAAGGUUCUAGUCACGGGUUUGGAUGUGAAUGACAAUGCCCCAGAAGUUACAAUCACUUCUCUCACAGGCUCAGUCCCUGAAGAGGCUACUGCAGGAACAGAAAUUGCUCUUAUCAAUGUGCAUGGCCGAGAUUCUGGGCAGAAUGGGCAAGUCACAGUUUUUAUCCUGGGAAAUCUGCCAUUUAAUUUAGAAAAAACAAUUGACCAAUAUUACCGCUUAGUGACAGCAGGAUCUCUGGAUCGAGAACUGGUGUCCCAAUAUAAUAUCAGUCUGAGAGCCACAGAUGGGGGAAGUCCCCCGCUCUCCACGGAAACUCACAUCACUCUGCACAUGGAGGACAUCAACGACAACCCUCCUACCUUCACUCAUGCCUCCUACUCUGCCUACAUUCCAGAAAACAACCCUAGAGGAGCCUCCAUCUUCUCUGUUACCGCCCAAGACCCAGACAGUGAGAACAAUGCCCGCAUCACUUAUUCAUUGACAGACCAUAUUCUCCAUGGGGUGCCACUGUCCUCCUACCUCUCUAUCAAUUCCAACACAGGUGUCCUGUAUGCACUGCGCUCUUUUGACUAUGAACAGUUUAGAAACCUGCAGCUACUAGUGACAGCUAGCGACAGUGGGAACCCUCCACUGAGCACCAACGUGUCGCUAAGCCUGUUUGUGCUGGACCAGAAUGACAACAUGCCUGAAAUCCUGUACCCUGCCUUCCCUACAGAUGGUUCCACCGGCGUGGAGCUGGCGCCCCGCUCCGCAGAGCCUGGGUAUCUCGUGACCAAAGUGGUCGCAGUAGACAAAGACUCAGGACAGAACGCCUGGCUUUCCUACCACCUGCUCAAGGCCAGCGAGCCAGGACUGUUCUCCGUGGGGCUGCACACAGGUGAGGUGCGCACAGCAAGGGCCCUGCUGGACAGAGAUGCCCUCAAGCAGAGUCUAGUGAUGGCUGUGCAGGACCAGGGCCAGCCCCCUCUCUCUGCCACAGUCACACUCACCAGAGUGGCUGACAGCAUCCCGGAGGUCCUGGCGGACCUGGGCACCAUCAGGACCCCCACUGAUCCCUAGGAUUCAGACCUCACACUGUACCUGGUGGUGGCAGUGGCUGUGGUCUCCUGUGUCUUCCUGGCCUUUGUCAUCAUACUGCUGGCGCUCAGGCUGUGGUGCUGGAAUACAAAUCGCCUGCUUCAGGCUGCAAGUAGUGGGUUGACAGGGAUGCCCACUUCACACUUUGUGGGCGUGGACGGGGUACACGCUUUCCUGCAGACCUAUUCCCAUGAGGUCUCGCUCACUGCAGACUCAAGAAAGAGUCACCUGAUCUUUCCCCAGCCUAACUAUGCUGACACGCUCAUCAGCCAGGAGAGCUGUGAGAAAAGCGAGCCUUUUCUUAUAGCUCGGGAUUUACCUGACACAAAAGGAGACCCCAAGCUGUUUGAGGUGAGUUUUUUGUUUUCUUUGAUUAUUAUGAACAAUUAUGCCAGUGUCGUUAUUCUGGAAGCUUAA